AUGGUGCUACUUGCUGACCCCACCGGUGCACAUGCUAAGCUCGCGUGUGAGUGCUUUGCCUCGGUGUACCCCCGUGUGUUUCUUCACGUGUCUCAGGACCUUUCGCCCAUGAGCCGCCAUCUCUGGCAGAUUGUGUGUGCGAUCAAGGAGCGCAUUACCUUCACUAUCGACAAUGGUGCUCUGGGCGCACGUAUUGGCGCGGCCAAGGCAUGCCAGCGCUGGAUUCAGGUGCAAAGCACGCCUGACGGUGACCCACGCCUCCAAAACCGUGCCGAGAUCAACUUAAAUGUGAUUCCACGCGAACAUCCGUUCCUCCAGGCGCCUGAACUCGAGGCUGAGGGUGACCAAGUUUUCACGAAACUGAUUACGCUGCUGUUCACCAGCUCGGCGCCCAGCCUCGUCAUGGCCGUCACCCAAGUGCUCACGCGUCUGGCACGCUUGCGCACUAAGCUCAAUAAAGUGGUCAUCGAGUCAUUUACGAGCUGGACACCACAAAGUCUCGAUUCGCUAGCACCAGUGCACAUCCGCAGUGCCGAAAACACCAUUCGCCUCGCCAUGGUACACUUUUUGCAGCAUGGCUCAGUGGAACCGCAAACGACGCAGUUGACGCAGGCCCUCGAGAGGCAGAAGCAGCGUAUGGAUACUGCGGCUCGCGAGGCAUACAUGGCCCAGAAAGAGGGGCAGGGCCGCAAGCGCGACUCGCUCAAGGACUCGGAUCAAGCGAUGGCCAAGCGCGCGCGUGCUGCGACGCCUAACGAUCCGAGGCAGCCUCAGGGCAUGACUGCCGCAGAUCUCGCGCGCUUGCCGCUCAACAGUGUCGUGGACGCCAUCAUUGCUGGGCUGCAAAGCGUGCCCGAGGCGCGGCUCAAGACGGCCAUUGCUGAGUUUGUGCGUGCAUCGGCGCCGGUCGCGCCACAAGAACCUGUGGAUCCACUCAAGAUGGAUGUGGGUGACGACGAUAUCGCGCCGGUUGAGCCGGCUGCGCCCACAGCUGAGGACAGCACCCCGCUCAAGAGCUUGGAACACUUUGAGCUGCCGUCACCCGUGCCACUGGAGCAGCGCGAGGCGCAGGCCUUGAUUGUCGAUGCUGUAUCGCGCAUUUGCGAAACAGGCAGCCAGCUAGUACCAGCACAGGCGCUUGAGCGUGCGUCGGAAGGCCACGCAGCGCUCUGGAUCAAGCUUGCUGUGCGUCUCGCGACGCGCGGUCUCGAUACGACGGUGCAGGCGGUGCCGGCACCGGCACUCCCUGAGCUGCAAGCGCAGGCCGACAAAGUGCGCGGCUUGUUACUGGACUUUGUAUCGCAGGACUUUUGCGAGCGCCGCGGUAUUGCACAGCAGUGGCUCGCCGAGGAGUGGGCCUGCGAUCGCAUGCGCCAGAAGCACGGUAUGGAAAGCAGCGCCUACCACACUUGGCUGGACCGCAUCCUCGAUACACAGCUGAGCACGCCGCAAGUGGACGAUGUGGCGCUUGGCUCGUUCCUGCGCGAGCUGCCUGAGAUUCCGCUUGUGGUGCUGGAUCGCCUGUAUGAGCUGUGUCUGGAGCGCUCCACGAUUGGCGAAGGCUUUUCCCUGCUGCGUGACGUCAGCACGGCCAGGCCGCCGCUGCGUGUGCCGGUGUGCCACAAAGUGCUGCAGCUGACACGGCACAGUGAGCGGCUGGUGCGUGGCAAGGCCAUUGUAACCGCCCGCACAUGGGUCCUCCAGCGCGGCCCGCUGGCCGAGCCUGUGCUUGACUUUGCGCGCGAGUCGCUGCACCUCCUGGUGGAGGAGGCGAAGGCCCAUGACUCGGCCUUGGCCAAGGCGCCUGCAUCGACUGAGGCAGAAGAGGCGGAGGAGACAGCAGCGGACCCUCUGGGUCUGAAUGAGCAGGAUGUGCUGCGUCUCAUUGAGCUUGCACUUGUCUUAAGUGUGAAGCAGCCGAGUUUCUUUGCCGAGGUCGUGCGCAUAUACCCACUUGUGCCUGCGCCUGUGCAGGCAGCCAUGCAGAAGCACGUCACGCCGGUGGCCCGCUCCGUGGGUCCGAACAGCACAGCGCUUCUGGACGUGCUGCGCUACUACCCAGAUGGCGCGGAUACGCUGGUGGUCGCUAUUUUGCGGAUUCUCACCGAGAAAAGCCACACGCGCGCCUUGGCGGAGCUGGUGCAACACCUGUGUGCACACCGCGGGCUCGAUGUGGAGUUUUUGCUGCCGCUGGUGGCGCACCUCGACCGCGAGGCUAUGCUCGAGGCGCUGCCCAAGGUUGUGUCGGUGCUCAGCGACCCGACGGAGGAGCACAAAAUCGAGGUGCAUCACCUCUUCCAGACGCUCAUUGCGCCUGCGAUCCAGGCGACCGGUGCGCAGGGCGGUGGCGAACAACCGACUACGACGGCAACGCUGACGCCAGUCGACCUGCUGGUCCUGCUACAUGUGCACGAGAAAGAGAUUGGGCUCAAACCUGCAUUAGUCGCAGUGCAGAUUUGCUUUUCGAUGGGCGAGGUGUUCCGCAGCGAUGUGCUGACGGCCGUGCUAAACCGCCUUGUGGAGGAGGAACCUGUGCCUGUACUGUUCAUGCGAACGGCGAUCAUGGCAACCAAGUCGUUCCGUACGCUCGGCUCGUACGUGUCGACAUCGCUACUCUCGCGCCUCGUGCAGAAGGAAAUUUGGAAGGAACCGCGGCUAUGGGACGGAUUCGCGCUGUGUGCAAGUCUCACAGCGCCCACAUCGUUUGGCGCCAUGUUGCAGCUUCCGCUGCCCCAGCUCGAACAGCUGAUCCGCAAACAACCCACGCUGCGUGAUCCUCUACGAGACUAUUUGAUUUACAAGGCGGGUGGUCCAGCACGGCACGGCCCUCUUUUGAAUAUGCUCGAUAGUAUCGCCACAUAG
Messenger RNA from Malassezia sympodialis ATCC 42132, 2862 nucleotides. It is a transcript of the gene PTA1, whose product is annotated as RNA-processing protein PTA1. Gene Ontology annotation, cellular component: mRNA cleavage and polyadenylation specificity factor complex. The record is from RefSeq and is a predicted model, not a curated record. Lineage: Eukaryota; Fungi; Basidiomycota; Malasseziomycetes; Malasseziales; Malasseziaceae.